This is a messenger RNA of Liolophura sinensis, 4644 nucleotides long. RefSeq names its product dual specificity protein phosphatase 22-like. Gene Ontology annotation, molecular function: protein tyrosine phosphatase activity. The record is from RefSeq and is a predicted model, not a curated record. NCBI's taxonomy places the organism in Eukaryota, Metazoa, Mollusca, Polyplacophora, Chitonida, Chitonidae. The coding region runs from base 144 to 791 and encodes 215 amino acids. Gene Ontology annotation, biological process: signal transduction; protein dephosphorylation. Gene Ontology annotation, cellular component: cytosol. The transcript has 6 exons.
UCGACGGUGAUUCGGGAUGAAGGGCUGCUUACUAGGCUAAAUAGGCCUUCGAUGUCGUAAAAGGGCUAUACAAGGACAACAACAACAACAGGUCUACUCACUCAGUGGGACACUUAUUGGCCGCAUUGAAUAACUUGGACGCAAUGGGAAAUGGGAUGAAUAAGAUUUUACCUGGCUUGUAUGUGGGGAAUUUUCGAGAUGCAAAGAAUGUGGAGCAAUUGACGGAGAACAAUAUUACGCAUAUUCUGUCAAUACAUGAUAAUGCCAAAGAAAUUUUAGGAGAUAAAAAGUAUCACUGCGUCCAAGCAAGUGACAACUCGGCUCAAGACUUGACCCCAUUCUUCGAGGACUGUGUGGACUUCAUUCAUGCUGCCAGACUGGAGGGUGGAGCCGUUCUGGUGCACUGCUUGGCUGGAGUGUCACGGAGUGUGACAAUCACGGCAGCCUAUAUCAUGACAGUGACAAACCUAGGUUGGAGAGAAGCCAUCAAAACCAUCCGCUGUUCCCGAGAAUGUGCAAACCCAAACUACGGCUUCCAGCGACAACUGCAAAACUACGAGGCAGAAGGUGUAGAACAGGCCCGUCAAAGGCUUAGACAGAAGUUUGGGGAGAGUCCAUUCAAAGAUGAGGAGGAGUGUCGCCGACUGAUGGAGACUGCCAAUCUGCCAUCGUGGCGGGAUGAAGGGUUGUAUCCUCUGCCCCCACGGGCUUACCAGAGCAAGGAGAGCGGGGACACGCCUACCCAGCGGGACAGUUCCGAGAACGUCACCUCAACACAAGGAGCAGGCUGACAGACCUGCUCUUUUAAUUUUGACUUUUUAAUGUAUCACCAAUCCAGUGUAGCUUCAAAGUGAAAGGACUGUUGAUUGUGUUCAUGAUAGAAUGGUGAGGACCUCUGCUGACUGUGUAGAGAGUGACACUGUAGAUUCAUCAGUUUGAAUGACUGUGAGUCAUCUUACAGGCUCACAUGUAUGUUACACAGGCACACAACAUAUUACAUUACAUUUUAGCAUAUUACAUGUAACUACAUGUAGCUGUACUCAUAAGAAGCUUAAAGAGAUGCAGAAUCGAUUCUGAUUGGCUGGUCUGAGGGACAGGCAAGUCCAGACUAUGCCUUACUUAUGCUGAUUUUUAAAUAUGGUGCAUUUAUUCACGCCAGGCCAAGGCUGCAAGAUUUAACCCAGGAAACUGUAAGCCACUCUACUGUCAGCCACUCAGAAUCGAUUCUUUAACCCUUAAUAGAGAAGAAAACUCACUGAGCCAUUAUAGUGGAAAAUAAAGAGCAAUGUCUAUAGACUUUAUAGAAAUAAAUGCGAAUUUUCAUGAUCUUUUGCGUAGAAAACACAAGGCUCUGAAGACUAAAAACAAGCCAAAGCUCUACCUCUAUCUUGGUAACCAUUUUGUGAACCUGUGAUGAAAUCUGUAUUUAAAAUUAGCAAAUGAGAAGGCAGAAUUCCAGGGUAUUUCCUCACGUCACUGAUUUGAGUGUGUACAAAAGUAUAGACAUUUCCUCCAGACACUGAAGAACUCUGGGUUGAACUGGAUUUGUUUAGGUCGAAAAUGGCGACCCCAAGUGUUCAUGUUUUUACAGUGUUUAGUGUAUCAUUACUUGUUUAUAACAAAGUGUAAACAAAAGCAUGCAAACGAUCAACUUAAAGCAUGAAAAUUCAAAUUCUGUUUAGUGAAAGCCAUUUGAGAGUUUACUUUUCUUUGAAUUUUCUAUUUGAUCUGGUGUAAAACAAAGGUUAACAAAUAUGUGCCUAUAUAGUUAUUCAUUACAGCUCAAUGUCCUUGGAACAAAUGUUAUACAUAGCUUCGGUUUUAGCUAUAAGUAAUGUUAAUGAUGUCUUUCCUGUUUAUUGUUUAGCCUUCCUAAGUCUUCUCUUACCAAUGGCUUGUAACUUAACUUGUACCUACAUUGUAUAUCAUUUGGACCUAUUGCACCUAUACCAUUGUAUACAUUUUACACCCCUACCAAUGAAUCCUUCACCAGGGUCAGUGGACUGAACCAUCUUCUUUACUUGCCACACCCAAAAAACUUCACCUAUAUAGCUGAUUUUUAAGACUUGGCCAUAUCCUAUAAUCUAUGCACCCGUUAUUCCCACCUAUACCCCGGAACUUCGGACUUAACCAUUGCUUUGAAUUCCACAAUUCCUCUUACCCCGUUUCUUCUCAUUUUUGGAACACCUGGUCAGCUCUUUUUAGCCAGUGUACAUGGAAUUGUAGUAAGAAGAUUUAGUUUCUUUUUUCUUACAUGGUUACAACUAAUGAACAAUAUGUAUGUACUCAUGCUUUUCCAAAAGGCCGGAAAAGGAAUGUAAUAGUCUGCUUUCAGCACAACUAAUAUCUGUCCGGAAAAUUAGAAGAAUUAGGGUAGUUAAACUGUGGCUUUUGUUUUUGGCAUGACAUUUAUGUGGCUGAAAACACACAUUGAAAAAGGGGAUAUUGCUUUACAUGAAAUGCAUCCCUUGGUUUUCUUUGAUUAAACCACCAUCUUCAUUAGCCCACCAAGUCCGCAUGCUGUAAGACAGAUCGGGAGCUAGAGAUCAUGAGAUCACCUCAGUAACAAACGGCAUGGGUGAGGUAAACGGUCCUCCCAACGUUAUUGCGUAGAAAAAUGCCUAUUUUUGAAUCGCUGUCAACGAUCUUGUAUUCCGUUCAAUUUGUAUAAUUUUCAGCUUUCCAGACAGUGUGAGUAAUUCUGCGGAAAUUUCGUGACGUUUUGUAUAACUAUGCCUUACUGGUUAACAAUGGGCAGCUAUUUUGUUUUAGACACCAAAGUGUGGUCAAGUGACCCCCAACCACCGACCCGUCUAACAGAAUUGUGUCCUGGUCAUUUAAAGUAUGGAAGAUGGAUGUGGCCACGCGUAUCCUCAAGUCGUUUCAUACUCGCAGAUCAAGAACACGAUCAAGAGCGAAGAUUAAAAAAUACUGCGUUAUUUUUAAAAAAUUUUUUUGGGGGGGGGCUAAUCUCGACUCGCCGGUUUUAUGACGGGGUGCGCAAGUCGAGAAUGCAAGAUUAGUGAAACCGCAUGAUAUUAAUGCUAAUCUACCACAGUUUUUCGAAAACCGUGUAUUGUAAGCUUAAUAUUAUGUGCCAUAGGAUAGUUUGAGACUUAAAUUAAGGUACCUUAAAAGCUACAGGGCCACCUGUGCGCAAACUGUAGUCCCGUCAAAAGAGCUCUAUCUCUAUCUCUACUGAUGAAAAAAACAUGGUGGUGAGACAAAGUUUUGCUAUGCAACCAUGUGUGUUGGUUUACUUAUUUGGGGUUGUUUUCAGAACGACUUCUGCAUAUUCUGUUUGGUAUAGCUACUGCAGUAAAUGAUGAAGAUUUAACACGUGAAUCUUAAAAGGAUGUCUUAAUUUUGGUGAUGGCAGCUAAGUCGAUAUGCUACAUGUAUACCUGCAGUAAACUUGAAGAUUUUUUUUUUAGAAUUCAACGUUUAUGUAAAUGUGAACGUAAUUGUGCAAUUGCUGUGAUAUUACAAAUUGUCAACACAGGCAUAUUGUUAGAAGCUGCUGCAUGAAAAUGCCUUGUUUUAUUCACACUGUUUCAUAUAAUUGCAGGACAUGUGCCUGGAACGGUUUUUGCAGUUACAAUUAACUUGUAGUUUUACCUUAGCAUGUUUCUGUGGCUUGAUCACGAAAACCUGAUAUCUUAGGAUAAGGGGUAAAAUAAAAAUUUGUAUACUCACCUUCUUACAGUUAAGAAUUGGUUGGUAGAGCUGUUCUGAAACUGAAAUUUGCCAAAGGGUAAACAAAUACAUUUUAAUGGAUUUUGCCCAUUUGUCAAAAUGGCAUAUUCUCUGAAUAUAGCAAAGCCAGUGCCUUGAAGCCUCCCUGCAUGUAGUAUACACUUUGAACUCUUCCAUAACUACGACUUUUACUAAGCAUUUUAUCACUGUACUGUUUUAUUGUUAUAAUGAAAAACGAAGACUCCGGGUAACUACUGAUACUGUCUGCGAAAUUUUCGGAUGCGUUGUUUUAAAUUAUUUCUUCGAAGGAACAGAAUAUGUUCAAGAUAAUUACCUAUUUUAAGACCAGUAGGAUUUCAAACGGCCUGUAGAAGUAAGCUACUUAUAGUUAUUUUUGCCGCGGAAUAAGGAUAAAAAGUAUGUAAAAAUUUAACUUCAGCCAAACUUAAAUUCUUCAAUUCUCCAGGAUAUGGCUGGGGUCAUAUGUAUUACCAAUGUGGUACCCAGCCCUAAUCAAUCAUUCGUUAAAUCUGGGUUGGGUAUUUAUCAGCAUUUUUGAAAGCAUUCUGCACAUGCAUUGCGUUUGCUCUUUCCAAGUUGUUUCAGGGUAUACCAUCUAGUGGGGUAUAUCAGUAUAUAUUAUUGUAGAUAUAAAAGCUCCUAGCUAUGCUCAUCACGAAGUUUUUCGUAGAUAAAGAAUUUUUUUAACAGCAGAUUAGAAAUAUUGAUACAUUGUUGUAGGAGAUAGCUGAUAAAUAUAUGUCUAUAUAUGAAACUUGUGUUCUUUCACGAUUCAGGAAUGGGAUAAAUUUAUGGUAUCUUUGUCCGCACUGAGGUGGUAGAUAGAAGCAUUUCAACAUAGGGGCGUACAGGUACUGUGUAUGCUUUGAUCAACUCAUAACUUCUGUGUACAGUUCCUUGAAUGAUGUUUAAGAAUGAUCCUAAUAA